This is a messenger RNA of Oldenlandia corymbosa var. corymbosa, 1383 nucleotides long. The record is from the annotation of a GenBank genome assembly. NCBI's taxonomy places the organism in Eukaryota, Viridiplantae, Streptophyta, Magnoliopsida, Gentianales, Rubiaceae.
AUGGGUUCAAGAACCGUGGAUUGCUUCGAGAAACCGGAGCUUAUCGGUGAAGGAACUUAUGGUCAGGUUUACAGGGCGAAAGAGAUUGAAACAGGGGAAAUCGUGGCACUGAAGAAAAUCCGUAUGGAUAGUGAAAAGGAAGGUUUUCCCAUCACAGCCAUCAGGGAAAUCAAGAUCCUGAAGGAACUGAAUCAUGAUAACAUCAUCAAGUUGAAAGAGAUGGUUAUAUCUCCAGGCCCUGAUAAUGGGAUUUACAUGGUGUUUGAAUACAUGGAUCACGAUUUGACCGGACUCCUUGAUCGGCCCGGAAUCAGAUUCUCUGUUCCGCAGGUUAAGUGUUACAUGAGACAGCUCCUGACAGGGGUUCACUACUGUCACGCGAAUCGGGUGCUUCACCGCGAUAUCAAGAGUUCUAAUCUCCUGAUAGAUAACAAUGGGAACCUGAAGCUCGCUGAUUUUGGUCUCUCCAGGCGGUAUUUGAAUGAUGUCAACGCGAAUCUCACGAAUCGUGUUGUUACAUUAUGGUACAGGGCACCUGAAUUGCUGCUCGGAGCCACAAAGUACGGUCCGGCUAUAGAUAUGUGGUCUGUUGGUUGUGUCUUUGCUGAGCUUCUAAUGGGAAAGACAAUCUUUCCGGGGAAAGAUGAGCCACAGCAGUUGAAUUUGAUUUUCGGGUUGUGUGGUUCUCCUGAUGAGAAAAACUGGCCUGGAGUAUCAAAGCUGCCAGGAUAUAACACAUUCAAACCUGAAAAACCAUUGGAGAGACGUGUGAGGGAGACUUUCUGGUGCGUUGACAAACACGCUUUGGAGUUGCUUGAUCGGAUGCUAACGCUCGAUCCAGCUAAGAGAAUAUCCGCCAGAGAUGCGCUUGACGCCGAGUACUUCUGGGCUGAUCCAUUGCCCUGUGAUCCCAGGAGUUUGCCGAAAUAUGAAUCUUCACAUGAAUUUGACACAAAGAGAAAGCGCCAGCAACAGCGUUUACAGGAUGACGCAGCUAAGCGCCAGAGAUUACAGCAUACAUCGCAGCAUAAUCGCCUCCUACCUCCUCCUCAGCAUUCAGGGCAAGGAUAUCCUCAGAUGCGGCCUGGACCUUUUAGACACCCUCAGGAUGGAAAUCCUUAUGGCAGAUACAACCAUCAAAAUCAGGCCCAAGGUGGCGGUGGUGGUGGUCGUUACGCCAAUGUUCCAUACCCACCUCCUCCACUUAGGGGGCCACCCCGUGGUCCAAGUAGAUUUUCAGGUGUAGAUCCCAGGGGAGGUGGCGGUUAUGGCGCUGGUGGCCCUAAUUAUCAACAUGGAGAUCAGUAUGGUGCUCCUGGCACAAGGCGUGGCUCGAAUACCAUGUCUAGAGACCAAAACCAACAGUAUAAUAGGCAGCAUUGA